This is a messenger RNA of Entelurus aequoreus (snake pipefish), 1885 nucleotides long. It is a transcript of the gene styk1b, whose product is annotated as serine/threonine/tyrosine kinase 1b. Gene Ontology annotation, biological process: protein phosphorylation; positive regulation of kinase activity; multicellular organism development. The coding region runs from base 219 to 1592 and encodes 457 amino acids. The transcript has 10 exons. Gene Ontology annotation, molecular function: transmembrane receptor protein tyrosine kinase activity; ATP binding. Lineage: Eukaryota; Metazoa; Chordata; Actinopteri; Syngnathiformes; Syngnathidae. The record is from RefSeq and is a predicted model, not a curated record. Gene Ontology annotation, cellular component: signaling receptor complex.
GGAAGGAGUGAUCGGGGAGUAAGUUGCUGGAAAGUAGGGUGGAGUUAAGAAAAACACAGACGCUGGAACAGACAAACAAGUCAGGCUGUCAGUGUGAGGAAAAACAACACAAUGAACACCUGAAGCAGAAAUUAACCCUCAGCUAUGUGACUGACUACAUGAAGACUGCACCACCAAGACUAUUCUGGAGGAUUUAGAACACAGCUGUGAACAAAAGGAUGUCGUCCAUAUCAAAUGCAGACUUCCGCUGCACCCAAGGGGACACGUUCUGUGAGGUCCGCGUGUAUCAGCAAGAAGUGAUCGUCGUGCCCAUACUGCUGCUGGCCUGCUUUGUGGUCAUGCUGGUCUUCAUCCUCCUGUUGCGCUUCUGUCCAGAGAAGGUGGACCGCAUCCGCAUCGGCUCCUUAAAGUCGUCCUCCCGGAGAGUGCUGCAUGGCAUUGAUGCUCCUCCUGGCAUCAACGUGCUUGAGCAUGAAAGCAUCGCUAUGGACAUGCCCAACACCUACUCCACCUUCCAGCCCCCCAGCAGCUACCCGGCCAAGAAUCCCUCUGUCGUGGACUCUCCGCCUCUGUUAGCCCAGGCACAGGCCCAGGCACAGGCCCAGGCGCCCUACAAGACCCCCUUCGCUACUGUCGCCCAACCCAGGGAGCUGCCUCGCCAGAGACUACCCGAGGCCUUCAAUCUGGUCAGCCCGCUGCGUGGCUCCUUCUCCCUGCGCUCCGACUCUUCCGUGUCCCUCUACAGGGCCCGCAUGGAGAACAGGAACGUGGUCCUGCGGGUGCUAAAAGACUCAGCCGACGCCACAGAGAGACACACCUUCCUGGGCUUUGCCUCCUUCCUGGCCCAGCUGGGACCCCACCCCUUUUUACCUGAGCUGCUGGGCGUGGUCUCCUUGCGAGCCCCUCUGGUGACGGUAGUGGAGGAGCUGGAGAACCGAGACCUGCUCAGCUUCCUGUGGAGGUGCAGGCAGGUAGAAGAGAACCUGAAUCCUCCAUGCGAGAUGACAGAGAAGAGGAUAUUUACUAUGGCUCAACACCUGACCUCAGCGCUGACGUUCCUCCACAGCAAGGACAUCCUACACGGCAACAUUCGGGCCCGCAGCGUUUUGGUUAGCAAGCAGCACACGGCCAAGCUUUGGGGCCUUCACGGGGUCUACACCCGCAAGAACCAGACAGGCACCAAGAAGGACGACCCCAGCAUGAAGAAGUGGCAUGCGCCUGAGAUAUUAGCCAAGAGAGGCGCUGGUCCCAGCAGUGACGUCUGGUCUUUCGGUAUCCUACUCUAUGAAAUGGCAACACUGGGAGAAGCUCCAUUCGCAGAGCUCCCAGUCAACGAGCUGCUGCAGUUUCACCAGCGAGGGAAAAGUUUAAGGAAGCCUUCAAACUGCUCCAACUCUCUACACUCCAUCAUUAAGGGCUGCUGCCAGUGGAAAGACGCAGAGCGACCCUCCCUGGCCGAGGUGAGUCGCAAGCUGGCAUCGGGGGAGAAAAGCACCUCGGAUAAAGUCCUGAAGGCGCCGGGGGCGAUCAACAUCGAGCAGUACCUGCAGGAAGCAGGGUACGGGGAGGCUAACAGCUACACCAUUUUCUGAUCAAAUGCACUUUUCUUUGGAGAAUGUUACAUUGUUUGCACAUGAAGGAAAACAAAUACAGUCAAGACUUUUAUUAAGUUGUUUCUCUAUGAAAAAACAUGUUUAGUGGAGAUGUAAACUUGAAAGAGCCGUUAGUAGAUGCUGUGGAAUGAUGGUUUACCUGCCUUGUUUAGCCAGGUAGCAGAUUAUGUGAUAUUUUCUAUGUAUUUCAAUGUUGAAGGAAACAAAAUGUGAAUAAAUAAUCAUCACAGUCUGACUGCUGGUGGAGGAAAAACCAAAAACAAGACUCUUCU